AUGAUAUCACAAGGAGAAAUGAAGAACCGUACAAGACAGAUAGAGUUUAUCCUUCUUGGACUGACAGACAAUCCUCAGUUACAGAUUGUGAUUUUUGUGUCUCUUUUACUAAAUUACUUGCUGAGUAUGCUAGGGAACUUAUCUAUCAUUGCCCUCACUCUGCUAGAUCCCCUUCUCAAGACACCAAUGUAUUUUUUCCUCCGUAAUUUCUCUUUCUUGGAAAUUUUAUUCACAACAACAUGCAUUCCCAGAUUUUUAAUCACCAUUGUAACCCAGGAAAAGACAAUUUCCUAUAAUGGCUGUAUUUGUCAAUUAUUCUUUUACAUACUCUUGGGAGGCACAGAGUUUUUCCUCUUGGCUACCAUGUCCUAUGACCGUUAUAUUGCCAUUUGCAAGCCCUUGCACUAUGCAUCUAUCAUGAGCAGUAAAGUUUGUCAUCAGCUUGUCCUGGGUUCUUGGGUAACUGGAUUCCUGGUUAUUUUCCCACCACUGAUUAUUGGCCUUGAUUUGGAUUUCUGUGCUUCAAAUGUCAUUGACCAUUUCCUUUGUGAUGUUUCUCCUGUCCUACAACUGUCUUGCUCAGACACAAAUUUACUAGAAAUGUUGGCUUUCAUCUUAGCUCUCAUGACACUCAUUGUGACGUUAGUAAUAGUCAUCCUUUCUUAUGCUCACAUUAUCAAGACAAUUACAAAAUUCCCUUCAGCUCAGCAAAAGAAAAAGGCCUUUUCCACUUGUUCUUCUCACAUGAUUGUUGUUUCCCUCACUUAUGGGAGUUGCAUAUUUAUCUACAUAAAGCCUUCAGCAAAUGAAAGAGUGUCUUUGAGCAAAGGAAUAGCUGUGCUCAACACUUCAGUUGCCCCUUUGUUGAACCCGUUCAUUUAUACACUGAGGAAUAAGCAAGUUAAACAAGCAUUUGGAGCAGUAUUUAGAAAAGUAUUUUCUGCUUCAUAA
Molecule: messenger RNA, 951 nt
Organism: Grammomys surdaster
Lineage: Eukaryota; Metazoa; Chordata; Mammalia; Rodentia; Muridae
Product: olfactory receptor 6C70-like
Exons: 1
Coding region: 1-951 (316 amino acids)
Biological process (GO): G protein-coupled receptor signaling pathway
Cellular component (GO): membrane
Molecular function (GO): olfactory receptor activity; G protein-coupled receptor activity
Source: RefSeq, a predicted model, not a curated record